Molecule: messenger RNA, 1868 nt
Organism: Rhinolophus ferrumequinum (greater horseshoe bat)
Lineage: Eukaryota; Metazoa; Chordata; Mammalia; Chiroptera; Rhinolophidae
Gene: UFC1
Product: ubiquitin-fold modifier conjugating enzyme 1
Exons: 7
Coding region: 984-1487 (167 amino acids)
Biological process (GO): protein K69-linked ufmylation
Cellular component (GO): cytoplasm
Molecular function (GO): UFM1 conjugating enzyme activity
Source: RefSeq, a predicted model, not a curated record
GUUGGCGGCCAUCUUGCUCUGGGGCAAGCUGGCAACGCCGGUGUUUCUUGGCGGACCGCGGCUCCGGGGAGACGGUUGCCUUCGUGAGUGUGGACACGUCGGUGGCGCCAGAGCUGGCUGUGAAGACGUGCAGACCCACUGACAGACGGACUGGCGGCCAUAACGCGUGAGGGCGGAACACGACCGGUCGCACUGCCUGCGAACUUGGGAAAGGUUCGGGAUCUGUAUUUGACCUUUGCUCUGAGCUUCCUGGUAACCCGGACGAGCCUUGCACCUGGGUCCGGAGCAGAAAGCGCUGCACCGGUGCUCUCUCGGAUUUCACUCUGACCAUCUGCUUAUGAGCACCCGUUUCCUGGAAGAAGUGUCGCCUGAGCUGAGUCCUGGACUGUUGGGAAUUGGGGGGCGGGGCCCGGUACGCUCUGGAGCUGCCAGCCGACUGGUGUGAUUAAAAGAGGGCCAAGACUGUAUAUUACACUUUGAUUCUCCAAGGUAUCCAAUAAUUAUCGGGAGUUCAAUACCCUUCUAUUGGAUGAUACAUCGGCCUCAGGCCCAUUGCAUGAAAGCUAAGGACGCUUAUUCGAAGCGAAAACGUCAAUCACGUGUUUUAGGACGACUACCCGGAACGGUGUCUAGAACAGCCUGAAAUUCGAACCCCUCUCCAAAUUUGGGGAGGUGCCGGAAGAGUUUUCUGAGAUCACUUUUCUGAGCAUGAGCGGAAGUCACGCUUUGAGCAUUCUGCUGGGUUUUACUGAUAGGUGCCAUAUUCAGGACCGAGCAAUCCUUUUCCAUUCUGUUCUUCCCGUUGUACCCACAAGCAGGUGACCAGGUGACAAAUUUGUCUUCGCUGCUAGAAGAUAAAGAUCGCAUUUAAGGAAGUUUUAAGGCAGCCCAGCUCCCCGUCUUCCCAUAGUAAAGAUGGCGGCGCCCUGAAUGUGAGCGACAGGUAAAGCCACUUCCGCGUUUUUCUUGCGCCCUUGCCCAAGAUGGCGGACGAGGCCACCCGGCGUGUCGUGUCAGAGAUCCCGGUGCUGAAGACUAACGCCGGCCCUCGAGAUCGCGAAUUGUGGGUGCAGCGACUCAAGGAGGAAUAUCAAUCUCUUAUCCGGUAUGUGGAAAACAACAAGAAUGCGGACAAUGAUUGGUUCCGACUGGAGUCCAACAAGGAAGGGACUCGAUGGUUUGGGAAAUGCUGGUACAUCCACGAUCUCCUCAAAUAUGAGUUUGACAUCGAGUUUGACAUUCCUAUCACAUAUCCCACUACUGCUCCAGAAAUUGCAGUCCCUGAACUGGAUGGAAAAACAGCUAAGAUGUACAGGGGCGGCAAAAUAUGCCUGACCGAUCACUUUAAGCCUUUGUGGGCCAGGAACGUGCCCAAGUUUGGACUAGCUCAUCUCAUGGCUCUGGGGCUGGGUCCAUGGCUGGCAGUGGAAAUCCCCGAUUUGAUUCAGAAAGGCGUGAUUCAUCAUAAAGAAAAAUGCAGCCAAUGAAGGAUGGAGCCACUGAAGCCGGACACAGGGACCUUUGAUACACUAAUUUCCGUCUUCCUCUGCCCCUCUUCUUAACUCAUGUAACAGCUUCCCUCACACCCCUUCACCCUCAACUGUUAGUUACUAAGUAGCUGCAGCAGUACCAAAUUUCCAGCGUUGCUGGGGAAAGAAAAACAGUAUUACUACUGAAUUUCUAUGUUUGGCUACACAGGGAGGGGAAAGAUGGGGCUUUGAAAACCACAGGCAGUUUACACCUCUUGCCUGGUGGAACAGUAUGAGAUCCUGGAGGGGUGGGGGGUACUGAACGUGUGUGUGUGUGUGUGUGUGGAGUCUUUUCGGUUUCUGGAGAUAACUCAUCAAUAAAAGCUGCUUCCUCCGGUG